This is a messenger RNA of Monopterus albus (swamp eel), 2078 nucleotides long. RefSeq names its product transcription factor jun-D. Gene Ontology annotation, biological process: regulation of cell population proliferation; regulation of transcription by RNA polymerase II; regulation of cell cycle. The record is from RefSeq and is a predicted model, not a curated record. NCBI's taxonomy places the organism in Eukaryota, Metazoa, Chordata, Actinopteri, Synbranchiformes, Synbranchidae. Gene Ontology annotation, cellular component: transcription regulator complex. Gene Ontology annotation, molecular function: RNA polymerase II cis-regulatory region sequence-specific DNA binding; DNA-binding transcription factor activity, RNA polymerase II-specific; transcription factor binding.
CCUAGAUAAGCUCGAGGCGGUGGGCGCGGGCGUGCACAUUGAGACUGCUCCACAGCUGAAUUGUGCGAGCACUUUCAGUCAAUAGCUAUUAAGUAAAUAUAUUUUAUAUUAUAGUUUAUUUCUGCGAGGUUAUGGCCAGGGCAUCGUUCUGAAGGAGUACAGAGCAGCACGACUUAUCUUUGUACCCACGGAAAUAAUGAUGAAGAAGGAUAUUAACUUGAGUCUGGCAGACGAUGCAGACCUCAAACCUAAUCUCCGCGAUGCUGAGGGCAUCCUCAGUUCCCCGGACCUGGGGCUGCUCAAACUGGCCUCUCCGGAGCUCGAGAGGCUAAUUAUACAGUCCAACGGCAUGGUCACCACGACACCGACCAGCUCCCAGUUCCUCUACCCGAAAACGGUAACAGACGAGCAGGAGUUCGCCGAGGGCUUCGUGAAGGCGUUGGAGGACUUACACAAGCAGAAUCAGCUGAACGGAGCCGGGCAGACGAACAACAGCCUGGAUAUGGGCGCUAACAUCGCUCCGAGGACCGCCCAGCCGGACCUACCGGUAUAUACGAACCUGAACAGUUACGGCAGUGGGCCACUAGGAACCACUGCCAACUACUCCACGGACACGGUCCCUUUCCCGCCUGUCCCGUCACAUCAUUUGGGGACAGCCCGCCGCCGCCGGAGAUCGCCGGAGAUCUCUCGUGCCCAGCCGCUGAAGGAGGAGCCUCAGACGGUGCCUGACGUUCAGAGCUACGGGGAGAGCCCGCCGCAGUCUCCCAUCGACAUGGACACACAGGAGCGCAUUAAAGCCGAGAGGAAGAGGCUCAGGAACCGGAUUGCAGCUUCCAAGUGUCGGAGGCGCAAACUGGAGCGGAUCUCCAGGCUGGAGGACAAGGUCAAAACGCUGAAAAGCCAGAACACCGAUUUGGCCUCCACGGCUAGUCUGCUAAGGGAGCAAGUGGCCCAGUUGAAACAGAAAGUCCUCACUCAUGUGAACAGCGGCUGCCAGCUGCUGCCACACGAAGUUCAGGUGCACUGAUGCUAGUCAGAGAGAAAGACUGGGCUACUGACCAGCACAUAAGCUUCGUUUAUUCGGUUAAUGUUGGCAUUUCUGUAUGUAGCCUAGCCCAGACGUGUGCCGUUCCUAGGGAUGAAUACCGGGCCACCUAGGCCAAGCUGUACAUUAAUAAUUAGCUGUUUAAAAUGCUCUGACCAUCGGUAAAAUGUAGAGCAUAAUAUAUGCUAAAUGAUCAUGAGACUUUUCUGCUAUAAUCGGCAGAUAAUUUGGACAAGUUUUGUUUUUAUUCCUGAAACAAUUUCCAGAAAUCACAUUGCUCCACAGAGUGGGGAAAAUAAGUAAAAUAAGUCAGUAUGAAUCACUGGAGUUUUAAACAAUCAACAGUGACCGAUUGGUUUAUUUUAUUGAUGCCGGAAUAAAAAGCUGUUGCCUUUCAUGCGUUUUUUGUAUGACGUCCUGCUCUACCUCGUAUAUAUGGUUACUGGUGAACACGGCAGCAUUAAACUGCCAGAUUUGUCAGUGGAGUUUGGCUAAAAGCUUUCCUGGCGGGGGGAAAAGAGGCACUUGUCAGGAGCUAUAUGCUCAGUUUAAAUGACAGGCGGCACAUAUCUACAUUUGUUUUUUUGUAUAAAUGUUUACAGACUGGCUGUGUCAGUCUCAAACCUGGACCAAACAGAUGUACAGCAUUUCUACUAUAAUAUGCACAUUUAUGACACACAUAUCCUUAAUAUAUCGCGAAUUGGCUGUUAGAAAAAUGCAUAUAUGCCCACAUUUGAAAUGUAAAUGAAAUCUAUUUAUUUAGCAUCUGUAGGGAACAAUUUGCAUGUUACUGACAAACUGGAAUGUUGCCCAUAGUUGGGUGCCACGGGGUGUAACCAGUGUUUAUUAUCUUUAUUAUCCUAUACAAACAUGUAUUUAUUUGUUUUUUACUGUACUGUGUCGCCAUUUCAACAUAAGUUGUAACCCUUUUGUUGCAGAGUCUGUUGUCACCUCUAGCCUACAGGUAUUUGGCUUUACAGUUAUUUGUGUUCUGAAUUAAAUGGUGCUCGACAAUAAACACUGUUUCCUCUAA